CUCAGUUGCCACUAGUUUGGGUGUUACAAUGCACUUCAUUUUAACAGUGUUGUUGUUGUUUUAGAGAUUAUCAUCUCCUCAUAUCACAUUUAUACUGUUUGUUUGUUUGUUUAAAAUUAGCGGCUUACAGUAUGUGUUGGAUGAAGAUGAGGAGGUUGUUGAAGCACUGGAUUUGGUUUUCAUGGACAAAGGGCAAGAACUGAUACCAAAUGGAGAGGAGGUCCCAGUUACCAUGGUCAACAGGAAGAAAUAUGUUGACUUGUACGUUGACAUGAAGCUCAACAAGUCGGUGCAGAAUCAGUUUGCAGACUUUGAGAAAGGCUUCCACAAAGGCUGCCCUAUACAGGCAUGGAGGAUGUUUCUACCUGAGGAGCUUAUGACACUUCUACAAGGAGAUGACAACUACGAAUGGGACAAGUUGAGAGAGAAUGCCAAGUAUCAAGGAUAUAGGCCCACAGAUGACAUCAUCCAGAACUUCUGGAUAGUUUUCAUGGAGUUCUCUGAGGAGCAAAAGAAGAAGUUCUUAACUUUUCUAACUGGAACGGACAGACUGCCCAGAGGACGAAGUCUCUCCAAACUGCAGAUGCAAAUCACGUCUUUGGGCGGUACUGAUGCUGAUGAAUAUUAUCCGAAAGCACAAACCUGCUAUGUGACGUUAUGCCUCCCUAACUACAGCAGUAUCGACAUACUACAGGAGAAACUUCUCCAUGCUAUCACCCACUGUGAUGUGUUUGGAGAUUUUUGAAAUGGUUAAACUGGGAAUCAUGUAGCGUUUAGUUUUUUUUUAUCCCUGCCUGUCAAUAUUAUUAUUAUUUUUUUAAGUCAUGAAACACAUUCAGAGCUAACAACUGAAAAUCUUCAAACAUGAAGUAGUCAUAAAUAUAGUUUCUUCUAUUUAAAUUACUUUAGUAUUGCGCAAUGUGGACCAAUAUAAAUAUAUAUUUAUUGACAUGUAUUACUCAUGUCUCCUUCAUGCACUGGGAUCACUGGAUACGUGGAGACCUCUGCUGUUUGAAUAUCAGAACGAUGUGCUGUCUUUGUAAAUAUCAUCUUUUAUAAAUGCGAAUGA
Molecule: messenger RNA, 1069 nt
Organism: Coregonus clupeaformis (lake whitefish)
Lineage: Eukaryota; Metazoa; Chordata; Actinopteri; Salmoniformes; Salmonidae
Product: ubiquitin-protein ligase E3A-like
Exons: 5
Coding region: 182-745 (187 amino acids)
Biological process (GO): protein polyubiquitination
Molecular function (GO): ubiquitin protein ligase activity
Source: RefSeq, a predicted model, not a curated record